Molecule: messenger RNA, 143 nt
Organism: Racocetra persica
Lineage: Eukaryota; Fungi; Glomeromycota; Glomeromycetes; Diversisporales; Gigasporaceae
Source: the annotation of a GenBank genome assembly
AUUCUAAUACUAUAGAAUAUUUGUCACCUGUAGAUUGUUCUGGGCUUUUAGAAAAAGCCUGUGCUGCUAUUUUUUUGUUUAUUGAUGAAUUGUGGAAUACAUCUAAUAAAAUAGGGUUAAAAGCCUCUAUUCUAGAUCCACAG